This is a messenger RNA of Durusdinium trenchii, 528 nucleotides long. NCBI's taxonomy places the organism in Eukaryota, Dinophyceae, Suessiales, Symbiodiniaceae. The record is from the annotation of a GenBank genome assembly.
AUGUGCGUGGCAAGCCAGAUGCGGAUGUCGGAGCUAGGUGCCAGCUUCACAGAAUGUCACAAGCAGGAUGAAAGCACCCAUCGGUACCAUGCGGACAGCCGGACUGCGCACCACUCUCCGGAUCAGCCGGACCGUUUCGACGAGGCUCCGGCGCCCAAUGAGUCGAAGGAAACGUCGGCCGAGGAAGUGGAGGGCGACUUGGAGCGUGAGGUGACCAACGCGGUGGCCAUGUUUCUUCAGGGCAAUGACGUAGACCUUAAUCUGAGGAUGAUGUUGAGGUUGAGGAUUCGGAAACCUGGGAGACUGGGCCCACCAGGGCGCCAGCCAGGGAGGUGCCAAAGACAGAAGUGCCGAGGACAGGGGAUGCAAAGCUCAUGGAGAAUCUCCACCGCGACCCGCAACUCUUGUCUCUCAUUUGCCAAUUUGCAACAAGGCUCCAGCAGCUGGGCCAUGAUCCCAGUAACAUGCCAUCCGAGAUGCAUCGGGAAAAGCAGGAACCGACUCCAUGGAGUCGAUGCCUCAGCUUGA